UCAGGCCUAAUGGCGCUAUCUGAAUUAUUUCGUGCAUCAUGACUGUCGGCGCGUCGUGUGAUAGUGGUAUCACUGCCGUUGCCGGAUUCAAGAUGUAGGGGAGCGCGUUUAAAUUGCCUGUUCCACCAUACACGACGAUGGCAGACUUUAACGACGGGGUGGACGGAAAGCUGGCGUUUAGAAUGCGAAAGGUCAACCCGGAGCAAUUUCACACGCUCGUAAAAAUGCACCUGUCCUUCGAAUUGGAUCUCAAUACGGAAGACGAUGGUACUAAUGAGAAGGCAAGGUUGAAGAAAUGGGGUCUCCUAAGCUUCACCAAGAAAUCCAAGUCUUCGGUUAAUUUGGAUAAAGGUACAGAAGGUGGCAUGUUGUCUGAGGAUGGUAUCAAUCACUUGACGCAACUGAUAGAUUAUCUGUCUAAGGAACAAAAUAUCACACAAGAGGGAAUAUUCCGACGAACCGGAAAGCUAACGAGGCAGCAAGACUUGAAAACAGCAAUGUCUCAAGGCGUAUUUUUAGAUCUUGACGAUAGUAGAUUCAGUGUACACGAUUGUGCCUCCGUGUUAAAAGGGUUCCUGGCAGAGCUAUCUGAACCGCUCCUGACAGACCUACAUUAUCCGGCGCAUUGUCAGAUUGCUGAAUUGUGCAGCUUGGAUGCAAAAACGAACGACGCGAGAUUAUUGAGUUCCUUACAAUUAUUGCUGCUGCUUUUGCCAUCCCCUAACAGAAUUUUACUGAAAGCUAUUCUCACCCUGUUGAAUAAGACAGCGAGUUACGAGCAUAGUAAUAAAAUGAACAGCGACACGCUGGCCACUCUCUUUACGCCACACCUAUUGUGCCCACGAAAGCUGUCACCCGAGGCCUUGCAUAUCAAUUCUCAGAAUCUGUCGUGUCUGGUCGCAUACAUGAUUAGGAAAGGUACGGAGUUGUUUGAGAUUCCACCGAAAUUGGCUACAGAUAUAAGAGCGUACUGGUUGGAACAAGAGAGGAAAUUAUUGAGCCCUAAGAAGACUGAUCUGAACGAGUCGGUACCGGACGCAACUAGUACAGCCCAUACCGUGUUCAGUUUCGUCGAUCGUAAAUUAACGGCGAAGGCCAAUUCCACGCAAGACACGCAGGCAGCCUUGGCUCAGUUGUACGCACAUAUACAAGCCAUGCCAGAAUCUGCCAAGAAGCGACGACUUGUGAAACAAUUUAACAAGGAAAAUGGACAAGGUACACCUAGGCACGUGAAGAAUUGUAAAACUAAGAGUCUCGGAGAUUCCAUCAAGAAACAUAUUUUUCAAAAGAAGAGCCACAAAAAGUUCGUCAACAUUAAUAUCGGAUGCAAUAUCACUAGAUCGAGCAGCGAAGAAAAUAUAUUAUCAACGAAACUAGAAGAUUCAUUUCUUCCGACAAGAGCGGUCCUUAGCAAAUCGAAUGACGAACUUAGCACGGAAAACUGUGAUACAAUUAACAACGAUCUUUUACAUGCCAAACACAUGAGUAGUAUAGAUAGCAUUAAGAAUGAGACUUUGACAAAUUAUAAAGCAAAAAAGAAGCUAUCGAUCGAUGAAUCUAUAAACGUGAAAGAGGAGUUAGAUGGAAAGGACACACAGCAUGACGCGAAACAGGAUUUGGGUUCAAUCGAGCUCAGUUUGAGUACGAGUUUGCAAGAAAUUAAUGUAAUCAUUAAUGAGGACAGUCAAUCUGACACUGGUAAAUUAACGCGACCAUUUAGCGAACCACCCAACCUGUAUUCCACUCGCAAUGUAACUCACUGUGAUAAUUUAACGAAUGACGGUAUGCGGCGAAAUUCGGAAUCUACCCUCGCAUCUAUAGCAACAAGAAAUACAGUACAAGUCACUUCUUCAGAAACUUGUACCUUGAACGCAAAGUCAUCCGAAACUACCUUGAAUGUUGAUUCGCAUGCUGAAAGUGCAUGUACGCAUAAUUUACAGUCUCCGAUGGUAAAAAACAGAUUCAGGAAUGUGUACGCUGUUCAUACGUCGACGCCAUCGAGUUUAUUACGACGAAGCUUGGCAACUAACGACUAUAUCUUGACUCCUAUUACUAACAAUGAUAGAAGCAUGAGUCCGAUUACGCAAAGUGCAACAAAAAUGACGAAAGCCAUGCAGGAAACUAUGAUGACUCCGCGUUCCAGGAAGCCAGUGAUGAUUGUUUCAACUUCGAAUCUAUGCAAUCUCGUCACCGGCAACAACAGCUGCGAUUUGCGUGGAUCGAAUCUGGACAUGGUUAGUGCAAUAAAUAAUUGCGCUUCCAUUUUAGAGGAAUCCCAGACGUACAACAGUACGGACAAUGCGCUGGCUCACGCGAAAGAUGUCGAGAAUAAAAAAAAUAAUAGAUUGGACACCCUCGAGAAGCAUAGCUGUGUACAAUCGAUCGCAAACUGUUGUGCCUGUACGCAACAAAGUUCGAUGUCCAUAACGAGCACGUUCAGGGAAUAUUUGUUAUCGAGAAGCGUGUUAACCGCCAGUCCCGUCGAUCUUAGUUUUACGUCACGGACAGGGGACUUUGAGCAAUCGGAAUCCGAUUUGAAUAUAUUAAACGACGAUACCCUGUCCGACAGUUUAUUGUGUUGCUUGGACGGUAACCAACCAGAAUCUGACACUUCCGGCAUAGCAUCCGGCAGCACGAAUAGCGCGAACAAUUCCACUGAGAAAACAGAGGAUUUACCUUCUCCAAGAAAACGAGGGACCAGCUUACAGCGAAACGAUUCUAAAAAAUCCGCGAGAGAAAGCGUGGUCAAGAGCACGAGAAGCGAGGAGUGCAAACAUAAGCUGCGAGACGAAUCGACAUUAAAUUCUGCGAAAAUAAAAGAUAGCUUUCAAGAGACAUCAUUUUAAGCUAUUCAUAUAAAUUAUUUAAUUAUUAGUAUUAGUAUAUCGUUAAGUAUAAGUAGGUUUCUUUGUAUACUUUAGGGCUGAAGAGAAUUACGACAUUAAUUUAAGUUUUUUUUUUUUUUACCAUUAUGACCUUAUGACAGGGUGUCUUACGCAACUGGGCAGUGCUGUAAAACGGAUUUUGGAGAUAGAAAAAAUACAAGACAAAAUUAAAUGAUUUUAGAUGCUUCACAUUACUAUGUUACUUUCGUGCAUUUUUAUAGAUAAAUGCUAUUACAAGGCGUAGUUGCGUUUUCUUUAAAUGAAAUCCUAUAUUUUCAAGUACUAAUUAAUGCAGGUUUUCCUUCUCUUUACGAAUAACUAUUAUAAAGUUAUACUUGAAGAUUGUUGCUUUAGAAAUUAUUUUAACCGACUGAUUAGAAAAAUAUCUAUUAGAUGUUCGGGGUAAUUUUUAAGCAUUACUUUAUAAUAGCUUUUUGCAGAGGAGGAAAAACUGCAUCGAUUAGUGUACUCAAAAAUAUGUAGUUUUAUUUAAAAAUAAAAAACGCAAUUGCACUUUGUAACCCACGCACAAAAAUGCAUGAAAGUAAAAAAUGU
This is a messenger RNA of Temnothorax curvispinosus, 3440 nucleotides long. RefSeq names its product rho GTPase-activating protein 19-like. Gene Ontology annotation, molecular function: GTPase activator activity. Lineage: Eukaryota; Metazoa; Arthropoda; Insecta; Hymenoptera; Formicidae. Bases 138 to 2846 code for a protein of 902 amino acids. The transcript is spliced from 7 exons. The record is from RefSeq and is a predicted model, not a curated record. Gene Ontology annotation, biological process: regulation of small GTPase mediated signal transduction; signal transduction. Gene Ontology annotation, cellular component: cytoplasm.